GCUGCAUUGCGUCACCAUAACAACUUCAGCAUUACCAAAUAGUCCUUUCGGAUCAUAGUUUCCUGGCGAAACAGACUGGUGUGCCCAUAAAUAAAUUUUGCAUUGUUUUCCAAAAGAGGCAAAGUCAGUGCUACAGCAGGUGGGAUUGCAUCCAGAAACUGGAAGAGCACCACCUAAGGCAAAUGUCAUCACUUCUCCAUCCACCCAGAGUGACAGAAACACCUCACAGAGAGCCACUCCUUUACGUCUCCUCAACAGUGGAUGGUCACAUCUUAUGUGUUGGCCAAGAUGGACUGGUUUCCAUUUGGAGCGCAAGCUUAAAACUGAAGAAAACCUCUCUGAUUCUUGAUGAAAAUGAAAACAAACUACAAAACAGGAGGCUAAAGUGGGUUUUCGACUCUAUUUUAAUGGCCCAUUACAACAAGCUAAUUAUUGGAACCUGUAACAGAGAGAUACGACUCUAUGAGCUCUCCAACUUGGAACCGUAUUGCCAAAUUGUGUCGCUUGAAACAAUGCCUCUGUGUUUGGAUUAUAGUGUUCGGGGAGAAGGAGAAUGUGUGAUAUCAUAUGGUGAUGAGCAGGGCUGUGUUAAUAUCCUGUUGAUCAGUUCUGUGGCAGAAACACUGAGGAAUUGGACAAAAUAUCCACCCGUGAAAGAAAUCCCAACGAUUUCUGCCAAUGCUAUUUAUGAGCAAGAAAAUAUCACCUUCAUUCGCUGGAAGGUUCAUAAUGACUGGGUGACAAAGAUCAAAUAUAUCCCUUCUAUGGAAUCCAUCAUUUCUAGUUCAAAUGAUGAUUGCACUGCACUGGUUAUAGGUUACGUUAGCAGAACCAAAAAUGUGAAGCAUCGCUUGAAAACUCUGAUGGGUUCCAGCACUGUCAGCCAUAACAAAUUCGCCCUACCAGCUACUGCUUCUCCAGCAAGGCGCUUUCAAUGUGAUGAAUCUGUUUUUAAGGUGCACAAAGGAGUCAAGACCUUUGACUUCUGCAAAGAAAGCAAUAUUCUUGUGACUGGUGGUUUGGACCGGACUAUCCGUCUAUGGAACCCUUAUGUCCCUGGGUGGCCAAUUGCAGUACUGCGAGGACAUACUUCCCCAAUUGGUUUCCUAUGCAUUGCUCAUGACAGUACAAAGAUUUUCUCAGUUUCUCUGGACAGCACCAUCAAGGUCUGGGAUACUGAAGACCACUCCUGCCUUCUCACAGUCAUGCCCAAAGCCAGCCAAAUCAGAGGGGAGAUGGAAGCCUGCUACCUUUCACCCGACUUGCGAGCCCUUUAUGUUGCAGCUGAAACUUUUGGGCUCCUACAAUUCCAAUAUAAGGAGAAUCAGAACCAAGAUUCAGGCACAUCCCAUAACAAGCCUAUCUUUUGCUGCCAGUAUAACCAGCAAAUGCAGCAUGUGAUUAGUUGCUCAGAAGACUCCGUUAUAAAAGUGUGGGAUCUUAAAACUGGACAGCUGAUUGUUAAAGUGUGUGAAGCUCACGGAGAAGCUGCUGUAACUUGCAUGGCCUUAGAUGCCAUUGGAAAGAGGUUGAUCACUGGUGGCGCAGAUGGCAGUCUGAAGAAAUGGGAUAGCAGCACCCUUGGAUACAUGCGCACCAUUAAGCAAGCUACCAGUUUAGCUGAUGAAGUCACUGCUUGCACCUAUGCUGAUCUUUACGACAACAGAUACAUCAUCUCUGUUGGAUGGGGCCGGAAGAUCAGUAUUUUUCUAGAUAUUCAGGAUAUUGAUGAUGAUGUCGUUGAAGGAUCAUACCCACAACUGGACUGGAUUAGAAGUAUGGAACAGGGUCACAAGGACGAUAUUUUAUGUGUAGCUUCGUGUCCUCCACAUUUCUUGGCCACUUCUAGUUUUGAUGGUGAAGUUCUCAUAUGGAAUCUGGUAUCUGGACAUCUCUGCAGCCGUCUUCAUGCUGUAGACAGAGCAGCAAGAGAAGGAGAAACAGAGGAUUUAACCAUCAAUAAAAUCGUUUUCCUCUUAUCAAGGCUGGAAAGGAAGAAAACAGCUGCAGUGUUAGUGGCUAGUGGACCUAGAGGUUAUAUUGCAUUCUGGAAUAUAUAUGGCCGUGGGAGCCUUUUUGCUUAUUUUGCUAGUUCCAAAGAAAGAUCCACAGUCAGUGACAUGGCAGUUGAUGACAAUGACUUCCUCUUGUGUGCAGGAGACCAACUGGGCUUUCUCUAUAUCUGGAACAUUGCAGAAUAUGCCAUUAAUGGCCCAGAAGCCAAGCCACCAGUUUUACUUCACAGCUGGAACACUCACAACUGCAGCAUUACCAGCAUCAGCCUUAUGAAUGAGCACCAGCUUCUCCUCACUACUUCUUUAGACUAUAAUGCAAAGUUGUGGAGCAUAAAAGGGGAAUAUAUAGGUACAUUUGGUCAAAGAGAACUAUGGAACAUAAAAGAGAAGUCAUCUUGGGGACUAUCGGAAUCCAACCCAAGUUCAGAAAAUAGCUCUGACUCUUUUGGACAGGAAUCUACAAGAAUCUUUGACACACGGAAGAAAUCCAAGAUGGAUGCUGAGAUGAUUUGGGACACUUGCACUUCAAAGAUGGUAAUAGAUGAUGAACUUGCUGAAGAAUUGAAGCAAAGGCAGAUAGACAGACUACACAGAUCAAAGCAGUUCCAGUGGAAACCUAUUCAACAUGAUGGAAACCGAAUGAAUUCUUAUCACUCUCUUCCACUGUGUGAGUUAGCCGACACACAGCCUGCCUUCCACAAACCAAAUCUAGCAGCAGAACUUGACGACCCAUUUCAGUUGGAAAUUUAAUAGCUUCUUGGACAGGCUGUAGGGCAGAGGCCGCCUUUAAGCAACUUUUCUCAAAUGUAUGAUGUGUAAAAAGCAUGCAGAAUUUAGAAAUUGUGCUGAUGUGUUUUUUUCUGACCAAAGAACUUUGAUGGCUGUUAAGAGAUCAGUCCUCUUCGUGGACAUUAAUCCCAUUGGAUAGGACGAUUAUUGUAUUACGGUAGCAGAUUAAGCUGAAACUAGUGGCAAUAAAAAAGUCUCAGGAGAACAUCACUUCUGGUUCAAGAAGUAGAUUUAAAUAUUUAUUAUAAAUAUUUACACACAAUCUCUGGUAAAUUAGUGUUGCCACUUGGAAAUCAACUGACAUAUUCAUCCAUUUGUGCAUGAUGUCACUAUGAAGGAUUCCAUCUUUACAUAUAAACACUUUGCAUACUUAAACACUGCUAUAAGUUUAUUCAAGCUGAACACGCUCCUGUCCCAUGGAGACACAAUUACAUAAGAAAACACUUGCUAAAUAUAAAAUGUCUGCAGAACUCUGGCCAUGGCAGCUGAUUGACUUUAGCUUCAGCUUCCAUUAUGGUGAACAGAUUUCCCCAAUUCACACCAUUUUUCUGUAUCAAGUACGUGCGUUAUGAGAAAAUUGAAAAGAUCAUUCUUCACAAUAAGAUUUUACACUUCUGAGUGACUUUAACCUGCUAGCUAUUCUAACUGCUGUUUAAAGUAGCUCUUCUGAAGCAAGGCUGGAAAUAAAACAGUCUUGUUUUGGAACCUUAGGGGUAUCUGUGUGUGUAUUGUGUCUGUGUGCAAGAAAGGAAGAUAGCAGGAAAGUUUCCACUUAUACAGAAAGUUGACUCAAAAAUGACAUUUGUCUGUAGGGUAACAGCUCUAUAAAGAAGCUUGUACUUUGAAUUAUGGCCUAUUAAUCUACUGAUUUUUGUAAGAUACCUACUUGCAAUUAGGAAUUAAAAUGGAGCGGUGGGGGGGUAGAUGAAAAAAUUGUGUGAAAUUGCAGUCAAACAUAAUAUGCAUGAUUGCUAGUUACUGCAUGAAUGGAUUAAGAAAAUAGAGCUGGAUUCCCAGACUUGACUAUCUUACACACCCUCUUCUCUGAUGUGCUAGAAAGCGAAGCCUUCUCUUCCUGUUCUCUCUCUGAUCAAGGAGCAAGCUUAGAACGUGUUUGAAGUUUUUGUUCUGUAUUUUCUACCCAAUAGUAUUCUG
This is a messenger RNA of Zootoca vivipara (common lizard), 3959 nucleotides long. Its product is annotated as cilia- and flagella-associated protein 337-like. Lineage: Eukaryota; Metazoa; Chordata; Lepidosauria; Squamata; Lacertidae. The record is from RefSeq and is a predicted model, not a curated record. Gene Ontology annotation, molecular function: protein binding.